AUGGAGCCUCUGCGGGUACUCGAGCUUUACAGUGGGAUAGGAGGGAUGCAUUUUGCUUUAAAAGAGAGUGGUAUACCUGCCCAAGUAGUGGCUGCCGUUGACAUAAACACCACUGCCAAUCAGAUUUACAGUCACAAUUUCCCUGGCACUCCCCUCUGGAACAAAACCAUUGAGGGCUUAACACUAGAUGACUUCAAUAAAUUAUCUUUUGACAUGAUUUUGAUGAGCCCUCCUUGCCAGCCUUUCACCAGGAUAGGACUCCAGGGUGACAUUGCUGACCCCAGAACCAAGAGCUUCCUCUACAUUCUUGAUCUUCUGCCAAGGCUGUGCAGGCUGCCCCGCUUCAUCCUGCUGGAGAAUGUGAAAGGCUUUGAGAGCUCUUCUGCCAGGGGACGUUUGGUGACAACACUGAUAAAAUGUGGAUACACUUUGCAGGAGAUCAUGGUGUCACCCACAAGUGUGGGGAUCCCAAAUUCAAGACUGCGUUAUUUCCUGAUGGCUAAGAUUUCUACAGAAAAAGUUUGCACCCAGAUAAGUUCAAAGUCUUGCUCCUGUGUAGGAGAUAAGAUUUCUUCAGAUGCUAUAGAAACAAAGCACCUUCCUCUUCUGAACCUGAAUUUUGAAGCCUUCCGACAUGCCGCUGAGAGUGAUUCUACUGAGCAGCCCACCGUCCUGAGUCUUCCCCAUCCAGAUGCCUGCCAGUUGGAAAAAGAAAUGCAAGGAUGUCAUGUCCUUUUUAAACUAGAGACAACAAAGGAUGCCCAGAGAAAGAUGAAUCAGAACAGGGACCUGUCUGUCAGGCAGAUCCAAGACUUCCUGGAACCUCAGAUGGAAGUACACAUGGAACACUAUCUCCUUCCACCUAAAACAUUGUUGCGUUAUGCUCUGAUCUUGGACAUUGUUCGACCCACAUGCAGGAGGUCUGUCUGUUUUACCAAAGGUUAUGGGAGGUAUGUGGAGGGAACUGGCUCAGUACUGCAGUGCUGCAUGGAAACAGAGUUGGAGAGUGUGUUCAGAGGUCUGGACCAGUACACUGAAGAGGAGAAACUGCAGCAGCUGUUGAAACUGAAGCUGCGUUACUUUACUCCCAGAGAAGUUGCCAACCUCAUGGGCUUUCCUCAAAACUUCUCCUUCCCAGAGCAGAUCCAUACAAAGCAGCGGUACGGAGUUCUAGGAAACAGCCUGAAUGUUGUGGUGGUGGCCAGGCUCCUGCAGCUGCUAGUCUCCUAGCUCUUGGGACACUCUGGAGGAAGAGACCCCUCAGUCCUUGUGGAUUAUAAUACAUGAUGCUUUCUGCCCAAUGGCUAUGAUUGACAAUUCUUGUUGGGGAUGUCAACUGGUCAAAAUAUACUUUAUAAUGACAUCCCUACUGAACAGUGUAAAUGACAUGUUUCCUACGUGUAUCUUCCAACAGUACAUAUCUAUUUUGACAGAAUGUGAAUAUAUUUGUUUU
Molecule: messenger RNA, 1453 nt
Organism: Scomber japonicus (chub mackerel)
Lineage: Eukaryota; Metazoa; Chordata; Actinopteri; Scombriformes; Scombridae
Gene: trdmt1
Product: tRNA aspartic acid methyltransferase 1
Exons: 12
Coding region: 1-1230 (409 amino acids)
Molecular function (GO): methyltransferase activity
Source: RefSeq, a predicted model, not a curated record